CACCACCGAACUCUCGCAAUCCUCACACCCAUAAAUUUUGCAGAUAUCACCAUGGGCAAGGGACAACGCGCACGCAAGGCCGCGGCCGACGCUAUGCUGGUGGCCGCGAUGUCGCAGAGCAAGCCGUCCGUGCUGGAACAGCAGAACCAGGCGCCGUCGUCCCUGCAGUUCGUAGCGCCCAGAGGCUCGGGUCUCAACGUGGCCGUGCCACCCGUACACAAGAAGCCGUCGCCGCCUCCGUCUGAGACUUCAGCAUCUUCGGCAGACGACAGCGACGAGUUCCGCCAGCUCGCGUCCGAGGAGCAGCGUGAGGCUCUCAAGGCGCUCGAGGACGUCGAGGCUGUAAAGACGCAGCUUAACGACAUCCUGUCGCGUCUGGUCGCCGCGUUCUCCUCCAAGGGCGAGCGCCACGCCGCUGCCGUUGACAUUGUGGUGGCCCUGGAGGUCGUGGGAGUUGCCAGUCCCGCCGGCAUCCACGUUCUGGACGAGCUGAAGAAAUUCCUUGUGGCUAAACCCACUUCAGCACGCGAGGGUGCUCUGCUGUCGUUUGUCGCUCUGUGCAAGAGCGAGGAAUUGUCAACCGUAAUGGAGCCUGUGGUGGUGGAGCAACUGACUGUUAUCAUGCAGCGCCACGCUGACUCUGAACACGUCGUUAAGAACGUCGCUGCUACGCUGGCCAAUACACUCGCGCAGAAGGUGAAUCCACUGGCCAUUCACACAGUUCUCAAGCAGAUUUACAAGGCUUUAGAGCUGCGUUACUGGCAGAGCAAGGUCGCAGCUCUGAACCUGCUGAAGGAGCUGAGUGAGACUGCUAGUGAGGAGGUUUCUGGCUGGCUGCCGGAGAUCAUGCCCAUCGUUACCGAGUACGUGUGGGACACGAAGAAACAGGUUCAGGCCGCCUCCAUCGACGCUCUGAUCGCUGUGUGCUCCAAGAUCAGCAACGACGAUGUCGUGCCGCUUGUCCCCACCCUUGUGGGCGUCAUUGCUCGUCCGGAAGAGACCAUGAAGGCUAUCGACAGUCUUCUCGCGACCACUUUCGUUGCUAAUGUGGAUGCCCCCACGCUCUCUCUGAUCGCCCCACUGCUGCACAAGGCUCUGCGUGACACAAGUAUCAACAGCUCCUCGCUCAAGCGUAAAGCCUCGAAGAUUAUCGACAGCAUGUGUCGUCUCGUGGUGCGUCCGUCAGACGUGAUGCAGUUCGUGCCCUUGCUGCUGCCUCAGCUUGAUACAGCAAUCGACCGUUUGAUCGACGAGGAGGUCGUGGAAGCCGCCAAGGAAGCUCGCUCUCAUCUUGUCCACGCUGCCGGCGAUGGUGAGGCAAUGGAGGAAGAUCUCAUUGAGAUCCGUAAGAAGCUGGAGGCUGACAUUCUCACUGCGUUCACGGAGACACUCGACCGUUCGACGCACCCUGGUCUUAACGACUUUUCGCUGCAAUACGUCACUGACGUGUGCACAGAACUCGCCACUCAAAAUCGCGGGUCGGAGUGGCGCUCCGUGGUGAUGCCCUACUUGCAGCCACACAUGCACGACUCGGAUGCUGAGCAUGUUUGCGACGCGCUGCGUGCUGCUGGCGGCGGUCUGGGCGAGGAGCGCGAGAAGUCGACGGACCCGAACGACGUGUGUGAUCUGGACUUCUCGCUGGCUUACGGUGGUAAGAUUCUGCUGCGUAACGCGCGUCUGCGUCUGACUCGCGGUCAUCGCUACGGUCUCAUCGGUAAGAAUGGCGUGGGUAAGACGACACUGAUGCGCAACCUGGCUUCGGGUGCCAUUGAAGGUCUGCCGGAGACUCUGCGCUCGGUGUACGUGCAACACGAGGACAUUGUGGAGAGCCAAGGAAGCCUGCUUGAAUCUAUGUGCAAGGCCCCAGAGCUGGCCCACCAGACUCGUGAGGCUGUCGAGAAGACUCUGACGGACAUUGGAUUCACGCAGAAGAUGCUGGACGGCGACAUUGAUGCGCUUUCCGGUGGUUGGCGCAUGAAACUCGCACUGGCCCGCGCGAUGCUGUACAACGCCGAUGUUCUGCUGCUGGAUGAGCCCACGAAUCACCUGGACGUACACGCUGUGCAGUGGCUGGUGGACUACCUCAACUCUCUGGAGACGAUGACGGUGUUGCUGGUUUCCCACGACACUGGCUUCCUGGACAACGUGUGCACGGACAUCUUCCACUACGAGUCGAAGAAGCUGGUGCUGUACCCGAUGACGCUGUCCAAGUUCGUGGACAUCCACCCAGAAGCCAAGCACUACUACGAACUCAAGUCGUCGGACAUGAUCUUUAACCUGCCGGAGCCUGGUCGUCUGGAGGGAAUCAACUCGAUGACGCGUCGUAUCUUGACUCUGGAGAACGCUACGUACACGUACCCUGGAGCCUCCAUUCCCCAGUUGAACGAUGUGUCUGUGAAGCUCUGUCUGGCCUCGCGUGUCGCCGUGAUCGGUGUCAAUGGAGCUGGUAAAUCGACGUUGAUCAAGAUGAUUGUGCAGGAGACGUCGCCCGACACUGGCACCUUCUGGAAGCACCACGCAGUGCGUGUGGCGUACGUGGCGCAGCACUCGUUCCAUCACGUCGAGAAACAUCUCGAGAGCAGUCCAGUCGAGUACUUCCAGUGGCGUUUCGGUGGCGAGAAUGGCAUCGACCGCGAGCUUGGCGACCACGUCAAUCUGAAGCAGACAGAGGAGGAAAAGAACCUCGUGGGGAAGAAACAAGGCCAAGUGGAGAAGAUCGUGUCGCGUACCAAGGGCAAGCGUGGCACGCUCGAGUACGAGUGUAAGCUUGUGGGCAUGACUGAGCGUCACAACAAGCGCUACACUCUGGAACAGCUGCAGGAAAUGGGUCUGGGUGCUCUUGCUGAGGCCGAGGACAUCCGCCAAGCCUCGCUGGCCGGUGGACUGGACCUGCGUCCGCUUACGACCAAGGAGAUCCAGCGUCACCUGGACGACUUCGCGCUGCCGGCCGAGUUCGGUACCCACGGCAAGAUCCGUGGACUGUCGGGAGGUCAGAAGGUGAAGCUCGUUAUCGCUGCUGCCAUGUGGAACCGCCCGCACUUGCUGGUGCUCGACGAGCCGACGAAUUACUUGGAUCGCGCUGCGCUGGGUGCCCUGGCCGACGGAAUUCGUCAAUAUGCUGGCGGUGUGAUCAUGAUUUCCCACAGUGAAGAGUUCUACAACUCGCUGUGCACGGAGAAGUGGCUGGUGGAGUCUGGUCGCUUGACUAUCAUUGGUGAAGCGCAGGAGAAGGAGUACCGUGCUGGUGGUGGCCGUAAGGUGGUCGAGGAAGAGCCCGAGGAGGAAAAGAAGGUGGGAAGCAACAUCAACGGGUCCAUGAAGCGCACGAAGCUGACGAACCCCAAGACGCUCCGUCCGCUCAGCAAACAGCAGAUCCGUAAGCUCAGCAAACUGAGUAAGGCUGCGGGCGUGUCGUUUGACGACUAUGUAGACGGCCUCACGCGUGAGAGCCCUGACUGGAAGUGGCUGUAAGUGAUAG
This is a messenger RNA of Phytophthora infestans T30-4, 3478 nucleotides long. RefSeq names its product elongation factor 3, putative. Bases 52 to 3471 code for a protein of 1139 amino acids. Gene Ontology annotation, molecular function: ATP hydrolysis activity; ATP binding. The record is from RefSeq and is a predicted model, not a curated record. The transcript has a single exon. NCBI's taxonomy places the organism in Eukaryota, Oomycota, Peronosporomycetes, Peronosporales, Peronosporaceae.